Molecule: messenger RNA, 460 nt
Organism: Homalodisca vitripennis (glassy-winged sharpshooter)
Lineage: Eukaryota; Metazoa; Arthropoda; Insecta; Hemiptera; Cicadellidae
Exons: 3
Coding region: 1-387 (128 amino acids)
Source: RefSeq, a predicted model, not a curated record
AUGGUUUUUAAAUCAUUGAAAAGACUAAAAUUUGCUAUUGGAAAAAAGAAGAUUGUUUCAAAUAAAAAGACGAAAAAAUUCGCACAUCUGGGGGGAAAGAAGGACGAGGCCCAUUGUGUUGGGCCUGCUGAAAAAGAUCUAGACGACAGAAGACAGAACAGUUUAGAUAAAUCUCUUCAUGGGGAAAGGACAACCGAAGACGAUGAAUCAUUGAUUUUCUUGAGAACAAUGAAGGUGUUUUGCAAAUACGUCUAUCCAAAAUUUAAAGAUACAUUUUACAGCCCUCAGAGAAGAAACAAGAUCAUGCGUAAAAAGUUUAUGCCUGUCUUGGAAAUUAUUCCUGAGGAAGAUGAAGCUAUUACAAAUAAGCCAACAAGAAAUAUAUGAAUUAAUUAUGCAUAUCUCUAAUUAAAAAUUGUGAAUGUGUUUCUUGAGUAAAAUAUCUGUACUUCAGAAUUGG